Folsomia candida is the source of this 659-nucleotide messenger RNA. RefSeq lists its product as uncharacterized. NCBI's taxonomy places the organism in Eukaryota, Metazoa, Arthropoda, Collembola, Entomobryomorpha, Isotomidae. Gene Ontology annotation, molecular function: protein binding. The coding region runs from base 157 to 516 and encodes 119 amino acids. The record is from RefSeq and is a predicted model, not a curated record. The transcript has 3 exons.
CUUGGAGAUGUGUUUCGUAUGCUUUUACUUCCACAUCAUCUUCCGUAUCCCCUGGAAAGAGGGUUUCAUUCUUGUUAUACUUGACCAUUAGUUCCAAAGAGCAACUGAUUUUCAGCUCGCAAUAUUUCUACAAAUUAAGAUUUUUAUAUUUUGAAUAUGAGCCCAUUGUUAGCAUUCUGUGUGGUUGCUUCACUUAUAGUAUUUCAUACAGUUCCAGUUAUUUCAUAUCAUCCUGACUUUACAUGGAAAAAUGCGGACACCAUGAUGAAUCCGGAUUUAAAGGGUCGUAUAAGGCGAGCAGACACAAAGGCGCGACGAAAGUACUGUGGAAACUGCUCAGAAGACAAUGACGGUUUCAGAAUUUGUGGAAAUAAUGGCAUCAUGUAUCCUAACACAUGUCUUUUCGAUUGCAGCAAAUUGCUAAUGCCGGGAUUGGAGGAGGCUGAAGACUAUGGAACUUGUGGAGUUAUAUCGUUUACAGAGUUCAAAUUAGAAAAAUUCAAGCCUCAUUAUUAGAGGAAUCUGUCUGUAUUAUGCAUUUUACAUACAUGCAUCAACACACAAUUUCAUAAGUGACAUUUUAUACAACUUUUAUACUCGUUCUUGCGAUAUGUUAAUGUUGUUACAAUUAAAACUAAUCAUGAUUACUGUAUAUCAAA